AGGUUGGCACAGACACACGGUGAGAGCAUCAGUAGUGAAAUUUUCCAUACAAAUGCAGAGCUUUCCAGCAACAUGAGCUCUUCAUCAGCCAACCUCCACAGCAAGCGCCUGCCUUCGGAGACAGAGCGCAGCCAGAGGCUUCCAGAUGUAGACGCAGCGCAGCAGCUCAAGCUCAGAGAGAGACAGCGUUUCUUUGAGGAGGUUUUCCAGCACGAUGUGGAUGUCUACCUGUCGUCAGCGCACCUUUGCAUCAGAGACUACAAACGGCCUCCUAUUGGCAGUGUGUCCUCCAUGGAGGUGAAUGUGGACCUGCUGGACCAGAUGGAGCUGAUUGACAUCUCUGAUCAGGACGGGUUGGAUGUCUUCUUCAGCUCUGUGGGAGAAGAGGGAGUUCUAACCUCUCCUCUGACAGAAAACAACAACAACAAGGAGGCCCUCAGUAAUGGACUAUUUCGGCAUGUCCUGGAGACUCUCGACAGCAAGUCCCGCAUGUCCUCCACAUCUUCGGAUUCCUCUUCUGACAGCCAGAAUGUCAACGGGGGACACACACCUUUGGUUGGAUCAGACGACGAGGAGACAGAUAACAGCCCAGUCAAGCAGCGAGCUGCCUCCCCAGAGACAGGAGAGCUGAAAAGUUCAAAUCUCUCUUCAUAUGAUCCUUCCCCACUGCUCAGCUCAGCAGUAAACAGCUCAGCAUGAGGCAAGGGCGGAACUUUGGGAUGAGACUUGUUAAAAGAGGCCUCAACUGCAACUGGCUUCCACAAAUCUUCUCAUUGCUUCCAAAUCUCUGCUAACUGAUUUGUAAAUUGUAAUUUGUGUUUUGGAGGUUGUGGGCAAAAACUGUGAGCAUGUUAAUCAUCCAGUUCUGGUUUGGUGAGCUCAGUUUUCCUGAAUCUGACCCUACAGGCUGAGAGAUUUCUUUUUACAGUAUUCCAGUAGUAUCAUACAGUACAGUGGAGCAUCAUGUAGAAUAGAAAUAAACAGUGGUGUCUGAUUAUUAAUAUGUUGUUUUUUAAAUCAAGAAACUGUUCUUGCAAUGCAAACUCUGUUUUCUACCCCUAAUCCUGCCAAUUUAUCUGUUGUUUUAACAAUUAAAGAAGAAAGCAAAAUGCUCUCUUUU
This is a messenger RNA of Melanotaenia boesemani (Boeseman's rainbowfish), 1120 nucleotides long. RefSeq names its product dysbindin-A-like. Gene Ontology annotation, biological process: negative regulation of protein kinase activity. The record is from RefSeq and is a predicted model, not a curated record. The coding region runs from base 73 to 699 and encodes 208 amino acids. The transcript has 5 exons. NCBI's taxonomy places the organism in Eukaryota, Metazoa, Chordata, Actinopteri, Atheriniformes, Melanotaeniidae. Gene Ontology annotation, cellular component: cytoplasm.